GAACAUUUUAAGCUUUGGUUUUGUUAUCUCAUAUUUGAACAAAUAAUUGCUUUUCUGUUCAUCGAAAGCAACAUAUUUUGGAAUUCAGGGAUAGUUUCACAUAAAGUGUUGUCGCAGUGAAGAGAUGCCGGCCCUUUGCAUCUGUAAUAACAAUGACCCGAACCGAAGGGCCAGCAAAGAGUUGGAUAAGAAGAUUAACGUUUGGAUGAAACAGUACCGGAAAUCUAUUAAAUUACUCCUUUUAGGUGCCGGUGAAAGUGGAAAGACCACUAUUAUUAAACAAAUGAAAAUUCUUCACAUCGAAGGCUUUUCGGACGCCGAAAGGAAAGAGAAAGCGCUUGAAAUCAGAUGUAAUUUAUUAGAAGCCAUUAAAGAAUUGACAGAAAACAUGCCGUACUUAAAGCCACCGAUUACUUUGCACAACACUAACAAUCAGAAUAGUUUAGAUUUUGUACAUAAUUUGGAUAUGAGUACAGCUGACAGUUACAGCUAUCCCGAAGAGUUUUAUGAUAACGUCAAACGUCUGUGGAGUGAUCAGGGUGUCCAAGGUUUUUUGGACAAAAUUGAUGUGAUAAGAGGUGCAGAUUAUGUGCCAUCAGAUCAGGACGUCUUAAACUGUCGUAAGAGGACGAGUGAAAUACAAAGAAUUGAAUUUGAAGUGAAAGUUCCCCUUCAGUUCGGUGGCGGCACUCAAAUGAUGUUUGAUGUCGGAGGACAGAGAGGAGAGAGACGUAAAUGGAUUCAAGUGUUUGACGGCAUAACUGCUAUUCUGUUUUUAGUGGCCUCUUCUGGAUUUGAUACCAAUUUGCGAGAAGACAAUCAGACAAAUAGACUUCGAGAGAGUCUGUCUCUAUUCGAAGACGUCUGGAGCAGUAAAUUCCUAAUCGAUUCCGGAUUCAUACUAUUCCUCAACAAACAGGAUGUACUCAAAGAGAAGAUCGAAAGGGGCUCUAAAAUAGAGAACUAUUUCCCGGAAUAUCACACUUUCGUCAUGUCUUCCAAAGACGGCGACCCAAACGACCCCUACCUAAAGGGGCGCUCCUUUAUUCGGGAACUGUUUCUAGAGAUCACUCGCAAACCCCCGGAUCACCGGAAGUUCAGUACUUCUAAUUACGUUAACGAGAACUCCAACGAGAAAAAACGGGAGUGUUUUUGUCACUUCACGACCGCCACCGACACCAACAAUAUAAAGCGUGUCUUCGAGAACGUCCACACAAUGAUCAUAAUCCAGAACUUAGAGAAUAUUGGACUUACAUAACACACACACAUCCCUAUCCUCAUCCCCUGUUCACCACUAAAUUGUCUAUAAAUUGCUUUUAAUGUAAAUCUGUUACUAAUAAAUGACUGAAUAAUAAAUGAAACCAUAACUGCACUGUUUGUGGCAUAAAACUGCC
Oppiella nova is the source of this 1394-nucleotide messenger RNA. The record is from the annotation of a GenBank genome assembly. Lineage: Eukaryota; Metazoa; Arthropoda; Arachnida; Sarcoptiformes; Oppiidae.